AUGGAUCAACAGCGAUUUCUGCAGCAGCUGCAGAUUGUUCUGAACCCUGGUCAGGGUAACGUCAAGGAGGCCACUGGCGUCCUGCAACGAGAGUUCUACAACAAACCAGAGGCCUUUCUUUUCCUCAUCCAGAUCGCAACUUCCCAUGACAGUGCCGAUCUGAGACAGCUGGCCGCCGUGGAGGCGCGGUCCCUGGUGGGAAAACACUGGGUGAAACUCCCUGCCGAGCAGAAGCCUCAGAUCCGCGAACAAUUGCUGCGGGCGACCUUGGGCGACAACACGGACCUGGUGCGCCAUGCUGUCGCCCGUCUGAUCUCCUCGAUUGCGAAGGUCGACCUCCCCGAUGGCGAGUGGGCGGAUCUGCCCAACUUCCUGCUGCAGGCUGCGUCGAGUGGAAACAAGGAUGAGCGGGCCAUUGGCAUCUACAUCUUGUUUGCUAUCCUGGAGACCCUGGGCGAGGGCUUUGAGGAGAGGUUCAAGGACCUCUUCAACCUGUUCAGCAAGACCAUCCGCGAUCCUGAGAGUGCUGAGGUCCGCAUCAACACCCUGCUGGCUCUCAGCAAGCUCGCCAUGCACCUCGAUGCUGAGGAGGACCCCGCUCCUGUCAAGGCGUUCCAGGAGGUCUUCCCCGCCAUGGUUGCCGUCCUCAAGGAUGCCAUCGACGAGGGUGACGAGGACCGCGUCAUGCAGGCCUUUGAGGUGUUCCAGACCCUCCUGGGCUGCGACCCGCAGCUCAUGAACCCUCACCUCAAGGAUCUCGUGACCUUCAUGAAUGAGAUUGCUGCCAACACGAACUUGGCGGAGGAUACCCGCACGCAGGCGCUUAGCUUCCUGAUGCAGUGUGUCAGGUACCGCAAGCUCAAGGUGCAGGGCAUGCGCAUUGCGGACCAGCUCACCCGCACGGCUCUCCACAUUGUCACGGAGCUGAACGAUGCCGACGACGAAGAUGAGAUUACACCGGCGCGCUCUGCUCUCGGUCUCCUCGACUUGCUCUCUCAAAGCUUGCCUCCCAGCCAGGUUGUGGUGCCUCUGCUCCAGUCUCUGGGCCAGUACUUCAACAGCGAGAAUGCCAAUUACCGUCGCGCUGGUAUCCUGGCCCUGGGAAUGAGUGUCGAGGGUGCGCCCGACUUCAUCAGCACCCAGUUCAAGGAGAUCAUCCCAAUGGUCCUGCAUCUCCUUAACGACCAGGAACCCAAGGUCCGUCAAGCGGCCCUGCAUAGCGUUGCUCGCCUGGCCGAUGAUCUCGCAGAGGACGUGAGCAGGGAGCACGAGAAGCUCAUGCCCCUGCUGGUCCAGAACCUGGCCAGCGCCAUGCAGAACUACAAGGGCGAGGAAACUGGCCCUACCAUUGACAUCAUGAAGGCUGCUGUCAGCGCGAUUGACACCGUCGUGGAUGGCCUCGACGAGAAGGACGUCGUGCCGUACCAGGACGAGCUGGUCCCUAUCCUGCACAAGCUGUUCGAGCACCCCGACUACAAGAUCAAGGCCUUGACCGCCAGUGCGAUCGGCUCUCUCGCGUCGUCGGCUGGUGAGGCUUUCCUGCCGUACUUUGAGAAGUCGAUGCACCUCAUGCAAGAAUUUGCCACGAAGAAGGAGAGUGAGGAGGAGUUGGAUCUGCGUGCCAGCGUCAUCGACGCGAUGGGUGAGAUGUCUGCCUCUGCCGGACCCCAGCACUACCAGCCCUAUGUUGAGCCUCUCAUGCGAGCCAGUGAAGAGGCCCUCCACCUGGACCACUCCCGACUUAAGGAGAGCACUUACAUCCUCUGGGGUGCUAUUUCCAAGGUCUACGGCGAGGACUUCAAGCCAUUCCUGGAGGGUGUCGUCAAGGGUCUCACGGCCUGUAUUGAACAGGAAGAAGCAGACCUCGAGGUUGAGCUGGGCAAUUCUGCCAAGGACCUGGUUGGCCAGGAAGUCAGCAUUGCUGGGCAGAAAGUCAAGGUCGCUGAGCCUGAUGACGAUGAGGAUGGCAUCGAAGAUAUCGACCUUGACGAGGAAGAUGACUGGGAGGACUUCACUACGGUGACUCCUCUGGCCCAGGAGAAGGAGAUUGCCGUGGAGGUGAUUGGAGACCUGAUCAGCCACACCAAGAGCGCUUAUCUCCCUUACUUUGAGAAGACCAUCGAGCUGAUUUUGCCGUUGGCGGAGCACCCGUACGAGGGCGUCCGCAAGAGCACUAUCAGCACGCUGCACCGCGCGUACGCUACUCUGUUUGCGCUUGCUGAGGAGACCGGCCAGAUGGAGAAGUGGAAGCCUGGCCUGCCUCUGCAGGUGCAGCCUGCCAACGAGGUGAAGAAGUUUGGCGAGAUUCUGAUGACGACUACCCUUAAGAUGUGGACCGAUGAAUCAGACAGGGCUACUGUCGCUGACCUCUGCGGCAACCUGGCUGAGAACCUGAGAUACACUGGCCCUGCCCUGAUUGCCAGCGAGAAUGUGCUGCAGAGUGUCAUUCAGCAGGUUACCAGCAUCAUCAACAAGAAGCAUCCCUGCCAGCAGGACUUUGGCGACGAGGAGGAUGCUCAAGAGGCCUUGGAAGAGACCUCGGAGUUCGAUUGGAUCGUCAUCGACCGGGCGCUCGACGUGGUCUCUGGUCUGGCCGCCGCGCUGGGCGAGAGCUUUUCUGAGUUGUGGAAGAUCUUUGAGAAGACCAUCCUGCGGUUUGCUGGCAGCAGCGAGAACAUUGAGCGCGCCACGGCGGUUGGUGUGCUAGCCGAGUGCAUCACUGGCAUGAAGGGCGCUGUGACUCCGCAUACGUCUACUUUCCUGCGGCUGCUGAUCCACCGUCUCAGCGACGAGGAUCCGCAGACCAAGUCCAACGCCGCCUACGCGAUCGGUCGGCUGGUGGAGUUCACCAACGCGGAUGCUGAGAUCGUGAAGGAAUACCCCACGAUCCUGAGCAAGCUGGAGCCAUGCCUGCAGCAGGAGGUGUCUCGACUCCCGGACAACACCACGGGUUGCCUGAGCCGGAUGAUCCUCAAGCACCGUGACAACGUUCCGGUGGGCGAUGUUCUGCCGGCGAUCGUUGGCAUUCUGCCUCUGAAGAACGACUAUGAGGAGAACGAGCCUCUGUACCGGAUGAUCUGCCAGCUGUACAAAUGGGAAGACGCCACCGUCCGCCAGCUGACGCCCAACCUUCUGCCCGUCUUCCAGGCCGUGCUGACCGGGGACGAGGACCAGCUGGAAGACGAGCGCCGCAAGGAGCUGAUCGAGCUGGUGCAGUGGCUGAACAAGGUGCAGCCGGGUGCAGCUCCCUGGGCCGAGCAGUUGUCGUAG
Molecule: messenger RNA, 3270 nt
Organism: Rasamsonia emersonii CBS 393.64
Lineage: Eukaryota; Fungi; Ascomycota; Eurotiomycetes; Eurotiales; Trichocomaceae
Product: Importin beta-4 subunit
Exons: 4
Coding region: 1-3270 (1089 amino acids)
Biological process (GO): protein import into nucleus
Cellular component (GO): cytoplasm; nucleus
Molecular function (GO): nuclear import signal receptor activity; small GTPase binding
Source: RefSeq, a predicted model, not a curated record